Molecule: messenger RNA, 1574 nt
Organism: Amphibalanus amphitrite
Lineage: Eukaryota; Metazoa; Arthropoda; Thecostraca; Balanomorpha; Balanidae
Product: protein FAM210B, mitochondrial-like
Exons: 5
Coding region: 224-880 (218 amino acids)
Cellular component (GO): mitochondrion
Source: RefSeq, a predicted model, not a curated record
ACAAAACCCUUGCAAUUCAAAUUCUAUCCAUAGCCAUCAAAUUGAGCUAUCAGGAUUUGAGCGAUUCUCGAAUCAAAAUCAUGGAUUGAGAUACGUCAUCAAACUUUAUUGCCUUCAUCAUUAGUAGUGAUGCUUCGACCAAUUUUGCACGCAAAAAUCAACAAAACUCGCUUAGGAUACAAAUUAGGUCCUGGGAACACAGAAGAAGAGCAUAACAAUCAGGAUGACAAACAUUAUAAAAUGCAGGAUGGUGAUGUUUGGGAGAAUUGGAAAGGAACUUGCUGUUCAAGGCACAGAAUCUCUGCAGCUAUCAUCAGCUCGGCAUCUGUGUACCUUCACACCUGCACUAGCCACACUGAGGACCUCCCAUGGCCAUAGAAAUUCCCUUGUCAAGCUCCACCAGACCAGCCACAGUGCAGCAUUUAGUGGUACCCUCGCCACUCUCCCCCUACCCUCCUCCCAGCCUCCCCCGACCGUGUGGACCCGCGGUCUGCACGCCUCCCGGGCGCGGCUCGACGACGACCGCGAGCCCCCGCCGGCGCAGCUGAACCAGCGGCAGCGGCUGCGGCUGGCCGUCCGCGACUACGGCGCCACCGUGGUCGUGUUUCACGUCACCAUCUCACUGGCCUCGCUCGGGUUCUUCUAUGUGGCCGUGAAAAGCGGUCUUGACGUGGUGGCCAUGCUGCGCUGGCUCGGCCUCGGCGACAGUAUCGCCCAGAGCAAGAUCGUCACCGGCGGCAGCACGUUCGUGCUCGCCUACGCCGUUCACAAGGUGUUCGCCCCGGCGCGGAUCGCCACCACUCUCGGGUGCACGCCGUUCAUCGUGCGCUAUCUGCGACGGAGAGGUCUGCUGCGCUCGCCACCGCCGCGUGUCGAUUGAGCGACGACAGGGAGCGCGCACUGCCCGCUGCCCGUCGUCUCGCCGCUCUCCUCUGCCGAGCCUUUGAGGCCGCAGAAGCCGGUAUCAUCGUCGCAGCUCGCUGCUCUAGUGAGCUCGGAGCCGGUCGUGAAUGCGGCACUCUUCUUCCCGUAUGGCUGCACGGCCUGCGCGCUGGUAAGACUGGCUAUCAUAUCCAGGCUAGUUGCGUUGGGCGCUGGAGAGACACAAUUGAAGACGUACUGUGGGGGUGCCACAGUUAUUUUCUACAUGUUCAACUGCAAGAUGGGAACGAUAAAUGACGGCGACGGUGGCGGUGGGGUUUAUAUUAUUAUUCAUAUCUGGUUGAUUCAGUUGUCAUAUCCACCUAUAGCAUCGACAUCGAUUUAUGUGUGAUUUCCUCGACACUUUCUUCCGAUACGAUAUCUCCGUUUAGCAUAGUGGAGCAGAAGCAUUGCCAAAGAUUAAGAUGGCUCUUUAUGGUAAUUUGUGUCCUCGAGUGCCCUAAGUACUACGGUUUGUUUUGGAUUUUCAGCUUUUGAUCGAUAUGCCAUUCGCAGUAUUGCCCGGGCAGUGUAGUAGCAUUCAGGAGGAACACCUUGACUAAAUAUGCUAGAGUUAUCACUGGCGAUUCGAGUGGUGGCUGUGUAGCUUGUGAUCGUUUUGAUAUCGUUGUAAUAUACUGCAAUGAAGCUUA